AUUGUGUGCUAAAAUGAUCUCCUAAAAGGUCAAAAGGUUGAUUCGAUCUUCAUCUAUAAGUUUAGGAGCUAAUCUGAACCUUAUUAGUAAUAGCAACAAAGCCUUUUACGCUAUUAUUAUUAGCUAAAACUGAUACCUACUCUGAACUCGACCGCACACAAUCGGCGAUUCCAAACCAUUUUCUUCACCAAUCUCUGUACUAAAAACACCAAAUCCUCGCAACGCUUUCUCUCUCAUCCUCCGAUUCCAUCCACCACCGUGCUCUCCAGCUUCUCCGGCGAUCUCAGGUCAGAGGUAUUCAAUAUGGCUUCAUUCAGAGCAUUCUUGAACAGUCCAGUUGGUCCUAAAACAACUCAUUUCUGGGGACCUGUUGCUAAUUGGGGAUUUGUUGCUGCUGGGUUGGUGGACAUGAAAAAACCUCCGGAAAUGAUUUCUGGAAAUAUGACAGGAGCAAUGUGUAUUUAUUCAGCAUUGUUCAUGAGGUUUGCAUGGAUGGUACAGCCUCGUAACUAUCUACUUCUAGCAUGUCAUGCUUCGAAUGAGACUGUGCAACUCUAUCAAUUUUCUCGUUGGGCAAGGGCUCAAGGGUACCUAUCAUCAGAGAAAAAAGAAAAAGAGUCAUCCGAGUAACUUAAUGUGGCCAAAAGAUACUACAGUAAUUCAAUAUUCCUCCUUUUGCUGCCCAUUUUUCUGAGAUUCUUAUCUUGAUUUUCAGAAAACUGAUGUUAGUUUUGUCAGUUAAAACUCUUUUGAAAAGAACUUGAAUUUGAUUGUACAAGUGAAGCUUGACACCAAUGAUUGUAUGCACUAGUUCUCUCACAUUAGCAUACAAAAUAAGUGAAUUUAUGAUCCAAUAACAUAACUACAAUGCAUUAAUCAUUUAGUUUA
This is a messenger RNA of Ricinus communis (castor bean), 888 nucleotides long. RefSeq names its product mitochondrial pyruvate carrier 1. Gene Ontology annotation, cellular component: mitochondrial inner membrane. Bases 304 to 630 code for a protein of 108 amino acids. Gene Ontology annotation, biological process: pyruvate import into mitochondria. The record is from RefSeq and is a predicted model, not a curated record. Lineage: Eukaryota; Viridiplantae; Streptophyta; Magnoliopsida; Malpighiales; Euphorbiaceae. The transcript has 5 exons.